Molecule: messenger RNA, 1684 nt
Organism: Brassica napus (rape)
Lineage: Eukaryota; Viridiplantae; Streptophyta; Magnoliopsida; Brassicales; Brassicaceae
Product: serine/threonine-protein kinase RIPK-like
Exons: 4
Coding region: 142-1515 (457 amino acids)
Biological process (GO): protein phosphorylation
Molecular function (GO): ATP binding; protein kinase activity
Source: RefSeq, a predicted model, not a curated record
GAAUCGAACAUUUUAAUCUAAUAAUUAACCUAAAGUCUUUCUUUUUCUCUCUCCUCGUGACCUUUAAAAACCUCCUCCAAUAUUCCACACCCAAAACAAGACAGACAAGACAACACGAAAAGAAAAACAAAACAAUCAACAAUGGUGGUGAAGAAGAAAAUCUCAUGGAGAUCACUAGUCGCUAGCUGUUUAGGAGAUCCAGAUAUCAUAAUGGCUCCUCCUCAGAAACCCAAGAGAAAAGAUGACGUCAUCAAGAAACAGAGCUCGUUUCAGAGACUAUCGGUUCUUGAUUUGAGCAACCCGAGUUCCAACACUUUAUCAGAAGACCUAUCGAUUUCUCUCGCUGGAUCAGAUCUUCACAAAUUCACGCUCGGCGAGCUUAAAAUCAUUACACAAUGUUUUUCCUCAACCAACUUCCUCGGUGAAGGAGGGUUUGGUCCUGUUCAUAAAGGAUUCGUCGAUGAUAAGCUUCGUCCUGGUCUUAAAGCUCAGCCUGUCGCUGUUAAAUUGCUCGACCUUGAAGGUCUUCAAGGUCACCGUGAAUGGCUGACAGAAGUCAUGUUUCUCGGACAACUAAAACACAAAAAUCUUGUGAAACUGAUUGGCUAUUGCUGCGAGGAAGAACAUAGGACUCUUGUUUACGAGUUUAUGCCUCGUGGAAGCUUAGAGAAUCAACUUUUCAGAAGAUAUUCAGCGUCGCUUCCAUGGUCAACGAGGAUGAAGAUCGCUCAUGGAGCUGCAACGGGUCUUCAGUUUCUUCACGAAGCAGAAAAUCCUGUAAUAUAUCGGGAUUUCAAAGCUUCCAAUAUCUUGUUAGAUUCGGAUUACACAGCUAAACUCUCUGACUUUGGAUUAGCCAAAGACGGACCAGAAGGAGACGACACGCACGUUUCAACGCGCGUGAUGGGCACGCAAGGCUACGCAGCACCUGAAUACAUCAUGACCGGUCAUCUAACAGCGAGGAGUGACGUGUACAGCUUCGGAGUUGUUCUACUCGAGCUUUUGACCGGUAGGAGAUCGGUAGACAAGAAAAGAUCUUCAAGGGAACAAAAUCUCGUGGAUUGGGCUCGUCCAAUGCUCAAGGACGCUCGUAAACUUGAUAGGAUCAUGGACCCUAGGCUUGAAGGUCAAUACUCAGAGACUGGAGCAAAGAAAGCAGCAGCUUUGGCUUACCUAUGCUUAAGCCAUCGACCCAAGAACCGGCCUUGUAUGAGCACAGUCGUCUCUAUCCUCGACGAUCUUAAGGACUAUAAUGAUAUUCCCAUGGGGACUUUCACUUACACGGUGCCGAAUACUCCCGAGAAGUCAGUUUCCGAUAAUAGAGAAGACGAAGGUCGUGUUAGGGAAAGUAAUAAGGCUCGUAAGAGUCAUCAUCAUCGAUCAUCGCCAACGGCUAACUCUCCGAGGACUAAGUCUCCAACAGCUAAGUCGCCCGGCGGAGGAAACCACCGGACAACUUUGCGAAAUGGAUUGAACUCGCCUAUGAGAAAUGAGGCUGGUGGCGAACGGUACUAAGUUUUCUGGUCUCACCUACUCUUCAAAUUAUUAUUAUAAAAAAUCUAAUGUAAAUAAUUAAAUAGUUUGUUGUUUUUUCAUCUCUGAAAAAUUUAUAUAUCUUUUUGUGAAAAAUGUUAGAUGGUCUUUUCUUUGGGGAUCAAUUUGAUUUAGAUAUUUUUGUCGUUUC